This is a messenger RNA of Carassius auratus (goldfish), 1077 nucleotides long. Its product is annotated as breast carcinoma-amplified sequence 3-like. Gene Ontology annotation, cellular component: cytoplasm. Bases 1 to 891 code for a protein of 296 amino acids. The record is from RefSeq and is a predicted model, not a curated record. The transcript is spliced from 7 exons. Gene Ontology annotation, biological process: autophagy; response to starvation. Lineage: Eukaryota; Metazoa; Chordata; Actinopteri; Cypriniformes; Cyprinidae.
AUGCCGGCCUCCCAAAUGGCUACCCACAGCGUGUGUGGACCGUGGCCGUGUGCCCGAGCCGUGUCCGAGGAAAAGCUGCUCAAAUCGAAGCCGCCUCCCCAGAUCUCUCCCAGUAAGUCCAUUGGUGGGGAGUUCUGCGUGGCUGCAGUCUUCGCCUCCUCCCGCUCUUGGUUCAUCACCAACCCCACCAUGAAGAGAGAGAAAGAUCAGUCUCGGCAGGCUGUCGUUGAAUCACUGUACAUCCUGAGUUGCUACGGAAAUCUGGUGGAGCAUGUGCUGGAACCUCGUCCAAUCAGCACGGCGCAAAAGAUAGGCGACGACACGCCUCUGGAGCUGAACACCUGUCCAAGAGCCUGUUGGAAUCUUGCCAGGACACCACAGUGGAAUGAGCUACAACCACCUUUCAACAGCAACCACCCCUUGGUGCUGGCCUCAGACUUCGUGCAGUACUAUCAAUACCUCCUGGCUGGGUUGGCUCCUCCUGGCAGCCCUGGCCCCAUUACCCGACAUGAGUCUUAUGACAGUCUGGCGUCCGAUCACAGUGGCCAGGAAGAUGAAGAAUGGCUCUCACAGGUGGAGAUUGUGACCCACACAGGCCCUCACAGGAGACUUUGGAUGGGCCCUCAGUUUCAGUUCAAGACCAUCCAUCCGUCGGGUCAGACCACUGUCAUCUCCUCCAGCUCCUCUGUGCUGCAGUCACAGGGGCCCAGCGACACCCAGCAGCCUCUCCUUGAUUUCGACACAGACGACCUGGACCUGCACAGCCUCAGGAUCCAGCCGGUGCGUUCAGAACCCGUUAGCAUGCCCGGUUCCUCUCGCCUGGUGGCGGACCGUAGAGGCCAGUCGACAGUCAUAGAUACCGGCUCAGGUAAGACCGCUGGCUCCUCUUAGUUUUCCCACAGGAUUACAAACAACAGUGUCCAGUAUGACGAAUCUUUAAGAAUCCUCUCUAGCUUUAAACAACUUUCUGAGCAUGUGAACACUUUAAACUUUGUGGUAUGUUACACAGAAACCGUUACAACUUGCCUGAAAAAACUAUCAGCAGUCUACAUGUGGUAAAUAGACUUAAUGUGACCU